Scaptodrosophila lebanonensis is the source of this 2941-nucleotide messenger RNA. RefSeq names its product inhibin beta A chain (gene daw). The record is from RefSeq and is a predicted model, not a curated record. Lineage: Eukaryota; Metazoa; Arthropoda; Insecta; Diptera; Drosophilidae. The coding region runs from base 592 to 2418 and encodes 608 amino acids. Gene Ontology annotation, cellular component: extracellular region. Gene Ontology annotation, biological process: SMAD protein signal transduction. Gene Ontology annotation, molecular function: cytokine activity; growth factor activity. The transcript is spliced from 5 exons.
AUAUCGCUCUCUACGAAACAAAAAAAAGAUUCGCCGCUUCGCUUCUAUUUAUACAUGUAUUUGUGUGUUCGUGUUCCUGUCUAUGUACGUGUGUAUUGUGUCCGGGUUCACUUGCCGUGCCGCCCCAAGAUCAUCAUUAACGGAACCAAUUCGUAAUUGCGAGCUUACAAAUUUUUAAGUGUGACCGCUUACCCACAUUUGGAGCAAUCUAUUGAGAGAUAUAACUGGGCGCUAUGCACAGCCCAUCAAGCAAAUAAGUGAACGAAAUUAAAUUUAAAGCCCAUAAAAAAAAUUAGGGCUUUCCAAAGUGCUAAGCCAAAGAGACAACACGGCAAAGAACACAAGUGACCCCAUUUGCAAAUCUAUGAAUUUUGUAAGCCAAAGAACUACGAACAUUGAGGUUUUAAUGCUACCAAAUAGAUAGCAAUUCGUGCAGUCAACAAUAUAAUAAAAGCCAACCAACUAGUAGCAGCAAAAAAGUGUAGCUCUAAGCUAAAUUAAGUGCCGCAAUACAAAAACAAACAAAAAAUACAUACAACAAUUUAAAUAAAGAAAGCUCGGUUUCUUUAAAGAAAAAAUUCCAAUUCAAAAAUGGCUCAAUAUUUUAUGACAUUCAUGCUGCUGCUCUGCUUGGCCCUGGAGAAUGAUAAUAUCUAUAAUCGUCUGCACGCCCGUUCGCAUCCCAGUGCCCGCGAGGACUCCGAGGGAGUAGGCGUCCAUUUGAUGCGCCAGCAUCAGCAAUAUCAGCAACUGCAGCGGGCGCAUCAUCAUGCCUCGAAACUGCAGACGCCUCCACAACAGCAGCACCACACCAAGCAUCAGCGCACCCGCCAGCCCAAGCACAUGGCGCCCGAUCCCAAUGAGGAGGAGGAUGCAGCUGCCAUUCAACUGAGUCGCUACUAUGCCCGUCUGCGUCGACAUUUGAGGCACCAGCGCGAGCACGAGUUGCAGCAACAACGCAGCUACCAUCGUAGCGGCAGCAGCAGGCGUCCCGUCUUUGAGGAACUCAAGUCCGUUCCGCGCCUCUGGCAGCACUUGAGUGAUGUCUACUACGACGACGAGCAGGAGGACACAAUGAAUCAGAGGCUGUCGAGCGCUGAGCAGGACUAUUCCGUCAUGGUCAACGAUGCACCGGAAACGGAUACGCAACAGAAAUCAGAGGCUUCGGUCGACGAACUAGACGAACUAGCUUAUGUCAAAAAUCAACUGAUGCAAAGCAGUUUCGAUGCAGAGCUGCCACCAGCAGAGCCUGAAGCCGCUGAGGUAUCUGAGGUAUCUGAGGAGCCCAGCCCGCUGCCAAUUCUGAAUGCCACAAUACCUAAUAGUAUGACAAAUAGUACCAAUAAGACCACUGGCGGCUGUCCAAAGUGUGAGAGCAAUCGCCAGGUCGAGCAUAUUACGGAGGAGGAAUUGACGCGUCUACGCAUCGAAUUCGUGAAACAACAAAUUCUGGAAAAGUUACGCCUCAAGGAGAGUCCCAACGUAUCGGCAGUGGAGCUGCCAAAGCCCAUUUUCGAGGGCGUUACACUCACACGUGCGGACGAGGGGGUCAAGAGCAAGGAUCUGGAUGAUUAUUACGCCAAGACCAACAAGAAGUUUAUCUUUCUCAAGCGUGAACACCACGAGUGCAAUCGCUUGAACGCGCAUCCUUCCAUGUGCUUCUCCUUCAAGAUCGAUGAUGCCGAUGCGGAUGGCUUCGAUGUAAGCACCGCUGUCCUGUGGCUGUUCAAGAACAAACGGAAUGCCACCAAGCAACAAAAUGAGACGCUCUCGAUGCCGCAGCAAACCAUUGUGGUCUCGGAGGUGGAGCAGCAGUUGGACAACAAAUAUUUGCCAUUGGCCAAGACCAUAGCCAUACAGACGGUGGAUGUGCAAGAUGAAUGGAUGAAAAUAGAUAUUGAGUGGCCCAUCAAACGUUGGUUUGGCAAUCACGAUUUAAGUCACAUCGUGCAAAUUACCUGCGAGUCCUGCGAUAUUGAAUCCAUGGAGGAGAUAAUAUCGGUCGAUAAGGACUACAGGCCAUUCAUAAUGAUUGAUACGCAAAAUCGGCGCACGAAAUCGCGUCAGAAGCGCAGCAUUAACUGUGCCGAUGGUGUGACGGAGUGCUGUCGGGAGAAACUGUAUAUCUCCUUUGCGGACAUUGGUUGGAGUAACUGGAUACUCCAGCCAGCUGGCUAUGAUGCCUACUUCUGUCGCGGUUCCUGCAGCUCUGUGGCAAGCGUGACGCAAGCAGCCUCACAUCACAGUUCCCUGCUGAAAAUUUUAUCGGCAAGUGGGACGCGGAAGCCCCUGGAACUAGUUCCCUGCUGUACUGCCAAACAGUAUUCCUCCCUCCAGUUGGUUGUGUUGGACUCAAACAAUUCGGCAACCCUGAAAACAUUGCCAAACAUGGUCGUGGAGUCGUGUGGUUGCAGAUAAAACUACGCCAGGCUACAACUCUAUUAUAUAGUGCUAUUUAUAAAAACACACACAUGAACACACAUGAACACACCUACACACAAACACACACAUACAUGAGCACAUAUCGAACAAAUUAGGCAUAGCAGUAGAUAGAGUUCAAAUCAGUUCCACAUCUUUCGUCUCUCCUUCAAUUAAUUUAAAAGAAAACAAAAACACAAACACAAACACAUUGCAUUGCAUUGGCAUUCACAUUAGCGUUAUGUAUGUAUGUAAUUGAACUCGUAUUUUCGUCUUUAUGGUAAUUAUUAGUUAAUAAUAUUUUGUUUAAUAUACGCUGCCAUUAGUUGUAGUUGCAAUUAGGUUCGUUUAGCCUUAGUUUAAGUCGAUGUACUUAAGCGCUUGAAGCAUUAGCAUAUGGCAAUUAAUCGUAGUUAGCCAAUAAUCACAAUACUUACUACUUACCAUCUACACGUAUAGGAAAGCUAAUUUAAAUGCAUUAAGCUAAUUAUUUAUAAACAUAACUGCGUAGUGUUUUUUGUAU